GCUUCACUAAAACUAAAAAGCGAAAAGCGUCGAACAAAUUGCGGUCAUUAAACUUUUUGCCACACCAAGUGCGAUAAAUUGUCGCCCCUGGAAGCUCUGCCUGCCACAACAAAGUCACAAAUCAACGCGAUCGGAUGUACUGAAAAAUUUACGACAAAAUAAACCGUCAACUGAUUUCUCACAGGAUUAUUUAAUAUGAAACUAAAGAUCAUAGUGUUCUGUUGCUUUUUUAUCCUGGCCAGUUGCAAGGUGCAGAAGCAAGCAGCCACCAAUAGUUGGAGGGAUCUGAUCUUCGGUGGAAAGUGGCUGAGUCCCGCUCCACGUUUACGCGAAUCAAAGUUUUUGCCUAUUUUUGCACUAGUGCCCAUUGGUCCGGGCAGUUGUUCAGCGCCAUCGGGAGAGCAAGGCAACUGCAUACCUAGCAAGGAUUGUGUGUUGAGAAAUGGGAUUCCUGCAGGUCCCUGUGGAGGUGGCUAUGGCGUUUGCUGCAUCUUUCUACAGACUUGUGGCGGUGUGAUAAGAGAGAAUUCGACCUAUUUCGUGAAUCCCAAUCAUCCUGAUGUCUACGAUGGUACUGGAAGCUGCCAGGUUACGAUUCAAAAGCUGCAUCCAGACAUCUGUCAGUUGCGUUUGGACCUAGACAUGUUUUCCAUAGCCCCACCGGAGGCGGCCAAUCAUUUGUGUAACCAGGAUCAGUUGCUCAUUUCGGGCGGUAGUCCAACACCCACUAUUUGUGGCAGUUCUACUGGAGAUCACAUGUACAUUGAUGCGGGUCUGGGGCAAAGUAAUCCCAUUGUCUUGUCGGUGAUUACCAGUGGUACCUUUCCGCGGCUAUGGCGUAUCCGUGUCACCCAAAUCCACUGCGGAAGCAUCAGCCGGGCGGACCAGGGAUGCCUCCAGUAUUACACCGCGAUCAGUGGGCGGGUGCGCAGCUUUAACUACAACACGAUGGCUGGCCGGCAGUUGUCCAACCAGGACUACAGCAUAUGCAUCCGAAAUGAGAGAAACUUCUGCGGCAUUCAAUACAAUGCCUGUCCGGACCUGGAAAACAACAGAUCGCGGUCCUUUACACUGACUGGAAACUCCAACAACCCUGUGCCCACGAUGGUGGGCGGUGGGGGAGCGACUCUGCCCACUGCCAGUGGGUGUGUAAGUGAUUGGCUUUUGAUAGGAUGCAUCCGUUCGGCGGAUAGGAUUCCACCUCUGCCAGGAUGCGAAGAUCGAGUUUGUGGCGGAACUUUCAGCGCAGAGGCUGGGAUGUUGGCGAGAACGGUACAGUCAAGCGUUCGUCCUUUCCGGCUUUAUUUCCACACAGAUGGCGUCGAAGCUCCUAACGACAUCGACAAUCGGGGAUUUUGUCUGGAUUAUGUGCAGCAGCCCUGCACAAGCGGCUUUUAGGAAAGUCCCCCCAAAACUAUGCUAUUCUUUUUUGUCGCUGC
Molecule: messenger RNA, 1439 nt
Organism: Drosophila bipectinata
Lineage: Eukaryota; Metazoa; Arthropoda; Insecta; Diptera; Drosophilidae
Source: RefSeq, a predicted model, not a curated record